AUGGACGCGCAGAAGGCUUUCACGGCAAAGGCUGUUACGUGGCUGAAGGCGACCUUCAAGUCUAGAAGAACCAUCAAGACUUGGAUUCGAUGCUGCAUUUCGCUCGCCAUUUCGUUGAUCUACCUCUGUGCUACCAAGACUUCGAAAGCAGAGGGACAGGCGGCGUUCUUUGCAUCGAUCCUGGCAGUUUUGCUACCGCCGUCUUUCGCGCUAUCGAUGUUUCUGUUUGUAUCGACUACGCUCAUAAUAGGUAUGCUUUUCGGUUGGGCGUGGGGCUGCGCCGCCAUGGCAUCUGCUCUUUCGGUUCGUGACCAAGCUCGAUUGGCGCGGCAGGUUCAUGCUCUUCAGUCUUCGUUGGUUCUUCGCAGCUCAUAUUGGGCAUACAGCGGUACCCCCACGGCGCUUCAAUACGAAAGCGCCAUAUUCCACGGCCAGUUUCUUGAUCCUCGGUCUUCGGCCGUGUUUGGUGCUUUCUUCUUCAUUGGGACCUUCUUUUUCUCGACUGUGGUUGCGUACAGACCAAAGCUUGCCCUUUUCAGUAUAUUUGGCAGCAUCGUUCUGGACCUCAUGUGUCUUUAUGGCCCUGUCUUCCCGAUAUCUCAGUAUACACUUGCCAAGCUGUUCCUGAUUCCUACUGGCUUUUAUCUCGCGACCGCCCUCGCAUGCCUCAUCUGCAUCUUUCCAGAAUCUCUGAAUCAUGUUUGGCUGAGCUUACUUGGUGGCGGCGUGCUUAAACCCGUCCUUGACAUCAUCGAUCUUCAAGCUGAAACCCUACAGACGAGUGCCUCGGACCACGAGGCAUUUGAAAGACUGAUUCGGCGAGGGAAAACGUAUCGCACGUCAUUAGUCGUAGGAUUUCAAGGCCUUCAAGGUCAAAUUAGCUUCAUUGACCUCGAGAGCUCGAUGGGAAGACUAGGCGCUGCAGAUCUGAAGCAAGUAAACAAGGAAUUGAAGACGUUAACGAACCGGACAGCUGGGUUAUUAGCGUUUCAGACGGCGGUAGAUAACUUGCUUGUCGCGCAUGCCAAAGCUGGUCAUGAUGAAGAUCCGAAGUCUAACAAGGCGAUUAUAAACCGGUCAAUCUUGCUAUUGCGCGAUAUACGGGCUCGCGAAGUAAAGCAUGGCCUUGACCUGGAGACUUUGGUUCCAUUACUGUCUAAUGCGUCCAAGACCCUUAACAAUGACUGUUCGGAAACUGUUAAGAUCAUCACGACGUGGUUUAAAGACUGCAAUAAUACAAGGUGGUCAUGGUUGUUCAGUAAGCCGUCUCCCGAGAAGAUGCAGCAAAGGCAGCAGGGUCUAGUUGAGCAGUUGAAUGUUAUCAAGAAAUCAUUGGACCACUUUCGUAACGUCGAGCGGGUUCAACUCAUCAGGCCAUUUGAACGAUUUUUCGAUCCAGUCACCGGUCGACUACUUGCCUCAGUUAAAGAAGAUGCGGGUACCUCGGGUUUCUCUGUGAGGUCGCUGUUCAUAUGUUUCGUGUUCUGUGAUACCUUGGAGGCUUUUGCGGAUUCCCUCAUCAAGCUCCUGACCCUGAUUGUCUAUCUUGAUGAGAAGCGGCCAGAGCCUAGGUUAUGGAUGCCCAUUGGAUACGGAAGCCUGGGAGGCAGAGCAAAAGGGACCGGCGGAACAAAUAAAAACGUUUCGCCCUUCGCGAUGGGGGCGCCUACGGAUCCGUUCAAAUUCGAGGAGAGUCUAGCCGAGUCUCAGGAUACGCUCAAGGCUGAAAGCGAGAAAGAUGAAAUGGAGGCAGGGGUUGUCCCCCGCGAUCCUGACGCACUUCCGCCCAAAUCCGCUCUUGGGAAGUUCUCUCUCAAGUUAACCUCGGCUGUCAGGUUCCUCUGGUCACCCGAGGGUGUCUACGCGAUGAGAUAUGGCCUUGUGUCAAUAGCGCUCUGGAUUCCGUAUGUUUGUUCCUCAAGCGUGUGGUUCGUGUAUCAAUAUCGGGGGAUUUGGGCGGUGAUUAUGGCUCAGAUUGGUCUAGCUGUAUUUGCGGGAGAUCAGAUAUAUAGCUACGGUGUUCGGUUAAUCGGAACUGGCAUUGGUUUGCUCAAUGGUCUUGUGGCGUGGUAUAUUGGUGCUGCCCGAGGGAAUGGUAACCCUUAUGGUAUCGUUAUAAUCACGGUCUCAUUGACUGCGCCUUUCGUGUUGAAGAGUAUCACAUGUCGGCCCAGUGACAAACCUUUCUGGAGUAUGAUCGGAGUAACCACUGUAUUUGUUGUCGGAUACAGUUGGGUCGACGCCCAUCAGGUCAUGCUGGCCAACACUGGAAAAGGUAUCGAUAUCGCAUGGAAGCGAGCCCUGCUUAUCAUCAUAGGGUUUACUGCUGGGUUUAUCGUGAUGAUAGUACCUAGGUUGACAUCUUCUCGUCUUUUCGUCCGUCGGUCUUUGGCUGCCAUUACAGAUGAACUGGGUAACAUAUUCGCCUCGGAAGUUGAGGCAUUCCUAGCGGAAGAGCGCAAGACUCGGCUUAAUAGCGACGCGGAGAAGGACCAUACGAAUCGAUCCGAUAAUGUCUCAACGAAGGAGCAGCGCAUCCGGAUGUUCACACCUAGGAUGCUUGCGAUCGCUACCCGGCUACAAGAGCUGCAGCCGACAUUGACUGCUGCGAAAUGGGAACCCCACGUUUCGGGCCAGUGGCCGUACGAGCAGUACACAUUAUUGCAUAUGAAAUUAACACGGCUUCUUUCGACUUUGAACCUUCUCGUGGCAGCCAUGUCAAGAAUGGACGAACGAUGGUGUGGAAUCCUCGUACAUCACACCCCAUUUAUGAAUCCUAGCUUCCUUUCCGAUGUUUUCACACAGAUCUCUGUCAUCUCCAGCUGCCUUUCUGGUGCUCGUCCUUUACCUCCUGCAUUCUUCAACCUGAAGGAUCGGAUCAUCUAUCACGAGCGUCGUGCGAGGGUUGUUCGGCGUAGACACGCCCAGAUACAAGAGGAGGUAAAGGAUGGCGACUCCGAUUCUUCCGAUUCCGACGUUGAGGACUCUACAGACCAUGAGCCGGAAAAGGUGGAUAGCACCAGGAUUGGUAUCGAAGAGCUGACGCUACAGGUUCUCAUGGCGAUCUUGAAUGCAGCUGUCAUUAUAGCUGUUAUCUCGCUGUCCUCUGUCGUAACUCUUCUGGAUGAUAUUUCUAGUAUCAUUAAGGACCUGUGUGGCGAGACAUCCUUUUCUAGCUUGGACAUGUUGCAUCGUCGAUUCUUGACUUUUGAGGAAGAGACGCUUGGCCAUACUGUAUAG
Guyanagaster necrorhizus is the source of this 3240-nucleotide messenger RNA. RefSeq lists its product as uncharacterized. The record is from RefSeq and is a predicted model, not a curated record. Lineage: Eukaryota; Fungi; Basidiomycota; Agaricomycetes; Agaricales; Physalacriaceae. The transcript is spliced from 24 exons. Bases 1 to 3240 code for a protein of 1079 amino acids.